Molecule: messenger RNA, 2821 nt
Organism: Hydractinia symbiolongicarpus
Lineage: Eukaryota; Metazoa; Cnidaria; Hydrozoa; Anthoathecata; Hydractiniidae
Product: serine/threonine-protein kinase tousled-like 2
Exons: 24
Coding region: 165-2258 (697 amino acids)
Biological process (GO): chromosome segregation; intracellular signal transduction; peptidyl-serine phosphorylation
Cellular component (GO): nucleus
Molecular function (GO): ATP binding; protein serine/threonine kinase activity
Source: RefSeq, a predicted model, not a curated record
UACGAAUCCCGCGAAGCCAGAAGAACUGCUCGUGGCAAAGAAUUUUCGGCCAAGAAUUUUACAUUAUAAACUAAUUUUCAGUCACUUUAACAUUAUAAAUUUUGCAUAGAUUCAAUAUUACAAUUCUUUUGGAUAUGAUUUUAAGGUGACACUUGGCUGUUAUUAUGGAGAAAUUAGACCAGCAGAGAAGAGAGUUAUUAGAAGCAAGAUUCACUAAGCAGUACACAGCUUACGAUAAUGCUCAAUAUAAUAUUAAUAAUGGUGGAAAUUGUAGUGGAUCCGGUAGUGAUUCAAAUGACAUAGCUCAGAUUAACGCUUACACUCCUGUUAAAACUCCACCUCCAGUUAUAAAGGAAAAAUCAAAAACACCUCCUCCUACAAAGGGGGGUAGGAAAAGAAAAACCCUAUCAAUUGACCAUAAUGAUUCAAUGCAUAAGAUAAACCGGUCUUUGACUGAACCAGUACCGUCCUCUGGGAUUGUUUCAUAUUUUGGUAAAAAGGAUGGGAUCACAAGUCCAAGUAGAAAUACAUUGCUAACCAAUAUUCGUGGAAAUGUUAUUCAAAGACAAAUGUCAUCCUCUAAUAAUGACAUUGCUGUUACUAGUCGUGGAACUCAGACUGACAUGACAUCAGAUGAAAUUGCACAAAUGCAAGUUAUGUCAAAUCCAUACAAUUGUGGAAAAGCACAUAAUGAUGCUGCCACUGAAGAUUUACGUCGUGAAAUAUCUCAACUGGAACAGCAAUUAAGAGCGCAAAUAUCUGCUGAGAAAAAGCUAAAAGAAAAAAACGCCACAAGUGUUGGACUUCUUAAAGAGUUCUUAAAAACACAAGCAACACAACAUAAAAAACGAACAAGGGAAGACACAAUGAGGAACAGGUUGCGCUUGGGCCAGUUCAAUACGGUCAGGCAAGGUGCUUCGUUUGUAGAGCAGUGGAGUGAUGGUUAUGCAUUCGACGAAAUAAAUAAAAAACUGAUCGAAAUAACUCAUCAAAAAGAGGAGUUGGAUAAACAAAGAAAGCAGUUGCAAAAAAAAAGACCCCUAUCUGAGAAAGCAGAAAAAAAAGAGAAAAAACUAAAAAUGACAGACGAUGGAUUUGCUCGUCCAGGACAUCCAGUUGGGUCUUUAACAACGACUGAAUAUCAUGAGCAAGAUGAAAUAUUGAGGCUACGUACAAACGCUAAUAAGAAAGAAGAACAAGAAGUCCAGCAAGAAUUAGAAAAAUUAGAACGAGAACGAAAUAUACAUAUACGAGAAUUAAAAAGAAUAAAUAACGAAGACCAUUCUAGAUAUAACACUAACCCUAUUUUGCACGAUCGCUAUUUGCUUCUUGAAUUGAUUGGAAAAGGAGGUUUUAGCGAAGUUUUUAAGAGUUUCGAUUUAAAAGAUUUACGGUAUGUUGCAUGUAAAAUACACCAGUUGAAUAAAGAUUGGAAAGAAGAUAAAAAAGCAAACUAUAUCAAACACGCUGUUAGAGAAUAUACUAUACAUAGAUCUUUAAAUCAUCCUAGGAUAGUUCAUUUACAUGAUGUAUUUGAAAUAGAUUCUAAUAGCUUCGUUACUGUGCUCGAUUAUUGUUCUGGUAAUGAUCUCGAUUUUAUGUUAAAACAAAAUAAAACUAUUCCUGAGAAAGAGGCUCGAGCUAUAGUAAUGCAGGUUGUUAGUGCGUUAAAAUACCUUAACGAACGAAAACCUCCAGUUAUUCAUUACGAUCUCAAGCCGGGAAACAUUUUACUUGGUAGCGGUGUUAUGAGCUGGGAUGUAAAACUGACAGAUUUUGGACUCAGUAAAAUAUUACCUGAAGAUACGGACACCGACAGUAUGGACUUGACGUCACAAGGGGCUGGUACCUACUGGUAUUUACCACCAGAAUGUUUUGUGGUUGGAAAGGCGCCUCCAAAAAUUUCUUCAAAGGUGGAUGUUUGGUCUGUUGGUAUUAUCUUUUAUCAAGCUCUCUAUGGGAGAAAGCCAUUUGGUCACAAUCUUUCACAAGCAAGCAUACUAGAACAGAACACAAUUUUAAAAGCGACGAAUAUUGAAUUUCCAACAAAACCUGCUGUAAGCGUCGAAGCUAAGAACUUCAUAAGAAAAUGUUUAACAUACAAGAAGGAUGAUCGAGUGGAUGUCUUCCAACUGGCAGUAGACCCUUACUUAAAACCAAAGAAAGCUCAAGCAGAGGCCCGAAAGUUGGAGCUGUUGUACAGCAGCAUGAAUUCUGCCAGCAGAAGCAACCCUUCUGAAUCUAGCUCGUCAAAUUAAUCAUAUCGAGCUGAGUCUUAACUGCUUGUCAGCCGCUGCAAGAUGUUGAUUGAAAAGGGGUACCACGACUAGGAAAACUAGAUAUGACCCUGCUAAUGCGAAUAUACCUUAGCCGGAUGUUAACGCGGUAAAAGGGUCGUGGUGUAGCUCGUAUGUACUCUUUGAGAGGAUAAGGCAUAUUUAAAAUAUUUCCAGUAUUUGCUCACUGAUGGUACAGACACACGAAAGAGAAUCUGUUCGUUCAACGAAUUUGAACAGUUAUUUUUUAUAAACGCGACAACAUUUAAUAUUUUCUCCACAAUUUUUUCCUCUUUAGCGUUAUAAUACUGUUUAGUUGUAUUGAUACCCACACCCGCUAUCUCCCCCCAUUCACCCCACUUGUGUUAUAUUGUGUCUCGUGAAGAGAACCCACAUGAAUAAAUUUCCAUCGUUGGGUUCAAUCUUUUACCCCUUUUAUUGUAUUUUAUGUUCCCUAAAAUUUUCAUUACUAGAUCACUUUUUUAAAUGUCAUUUGUUAAAGAUUGACUUUCUUGUAAAUAUUAAGAGAACAAUGAAAAAAGACA